Hemiscyllium ocellatum (epaulette shark) is the source of this 3172-nucleotide messenger RNA. Its product is annotated as calcium-binding and coiled-coil domain-containing protein 2-like. NCBI's taxonomy places the organism in Eukaryota, Metazoa, Chordata, Chondrichthyes, Orectolobiformes, Hemiscylliidae. The coding region runs from base 105 to 1994 and encodes 629 amino acids. The record is from RefSeq and is a predicted model, not a curated record. The transcript is spliced from 16 exons.
UUUCAGGUUUUUUUUUCAGGAAAAAAACCUGGGCUGGCGGCAGAAAAUUUUUAAACCUGGUGUCAGUCAGCUCUGUUUCGAAGUCUUUACUUCGGCUGGCUACCAUGAAUGAAAAUCAAGAAAAUCAACAGACCGACAUUUCAUCACUGUAUUCCAGCACCUUUGCCCAGGUUAUCUUUGUCAAUGUAGAAAAGGUGUACAUGACAGAUGUUCCUGUGAAAUGCAACUACACACUGACACCCAGGAUCAUUGCCCAUAAGAAAGACUGGAUUGGAAUUUUCAAGGUUGGGUGGAGUACAGCUCGUGAUUACCACACUUUUGUUUGGGCUCCCCUCCCAAAGGAAGACAAUCAGGUGGAGCGGCAGCAGCAAGUGACAUUUGAAGCUUACUACCUUCCGAAGGACUAUAAUGACUUUUACCAGUUUUGCUAUGUUACUCAGAAGGGGGAAAUUCGUGGAGCCAGUACACCUUUUGGAUUCAAACAGGCUCAUUCUAACUUGUCUGACCACCUGGACAAUGAUUUCAGUCAGGAAAUGCUCAUCAUCACUACCCAAGACAAACUUGAAGAAACAGAAAGAGAGAAAGACGAUUUGAAGGCCAGCAAUGUGAAACUAGUGGAGGAAAACACAGCCCUGAAAGAAAAGAUCAAAGAGUUUGAAACACAGGCACAACAAGACAAGGAAGAAUAUUUUAGAGCAUUGGAGAUAAAUAAGAAGCACAUGGUGGCAUUAGAGAAACAAAUGUUGGAACAGAAGAUGGAAAAUGAGGUAGAAUUAAAGGCACAGAGUGAAAAGACUGAGCAACUUAGAAGGGAAUUAGCUGAGAGAGACACAAUGUUCUUAAAAGUACAAAAGGAAAAUCAGGACUUGCAGGCAAAGUUGGAGUCGGCACAAGUCUCUGUUGAGCAGUUAAAACAGAACAAUGACAAAGCUGCAGAUAAAACAAAACAUAUCCAGCAAGAAGCCAUGACAUUGAGAAUGGAGAUCAGCACAAAGGAGACUGAGCUAACAAACCUGGCAGAAACCAAGAAUCAGAUUGCCAAAGAGUUGGAAGUUUCACUGGACAACAUCAAACACCUUCGGUCUGAACUCGAUUACCAGAAAAAAGAAAACGGGAAGUUAGCAGAGGGUCUGAAGAAGAUGUCUGGAAUGGAGAUAGAACUGCAGAAGCAAACAGCCAAGGUUCUGCACUUGCAACAAGCCUUAUCCGACUGUGAGAAACUGAAGGCAGCCAGUCUAACUACUGAAAGACAGCUGCAAGAGCAAGUAGUGAAUCUCCAACAACGUCUGACGGCCAUGGAAGAGCAGUUGCAGCAGGCUAAAGAACAGCAGGUUCAAACUGUUGUGGAGCUGAGAGCAGCUAAGACUGACUACGAGAAGAGUAACACCGAUCUCCGAGAUGCGCAUGAAGAAAUUCAGCACUGGAAAAGCAAAUUUGAAAAGUUGGACCAAAUUGUUUCUAAGAAUGAGAUUAGGUUUAAAGAAAUCGAGCAUGAACUUGAUAAUAAGACCCAUCUUGUGGACCUUCGCACCAUGGAAGUGGCUGAUUUACAAGAAGAGGUCAAGAAGUUGAAUAGGAAGAUUGACAAUUUGAGGGUGGAUUCAAACCACCGAAAUGGAACGUUUCAGCUGGAGCAUCCUAACCCCUACAGCUUGACUGUUCCAAAAGUCCAUUCUGGACAUUCUGGACUCCUGUUUGGCAACCCAUACUCCGAAUGUGAUGCCAAUGAUUCACAGACUGGUGGAAGCCUUGACGCUGUACAAAACCUGGAUGGCACGGAGGACACUCCAAUCAGGGAGGACUCUCUUCCUGCUGACUGCCAAAAGUGUCCAGUAUGUGAAGUCCUAUUCCCGCUCCACAUGGAGGAUUUUGACUUCGAGCAACACGUUCAGAAACAUUUUUUGUUCAGUUGCCCUGUUUGCCAAAAACAUUUUGCAGAGAACCAACAACAGGCUUUUGAAACUCAUGUUCAGUCCCACUUUUUGGAGUUUUGAGGGGCAAGUAACAAAACCAAGUUCUGCUUUAUAAAGGUAGUACCACUUUUCAGUCUGAAUUUUAUUUUAUAAUUUUGGCUCUUAUCUUAUUUUAUUAAUUAAAAUCUUAUUACUGUUCACUCAAAUAUGACACAGUUGAAGGGAUGAACAGGGAGCUUGUUGCCUCAUCCUAUCGAUAAUACUCUUGCAUGAGCCCUGCAGAGUGACUUGAGAAUAGCGUGUGUGAUUUUCCUCAUGAGUGAGUGCCUGAGUAUGUGUGACUUACUGAUUGCAUUGGGAUUCAGUCCAAAGAUGGACUGGUAUCCAACAGUGACCUUUUGAAAGGCUUUUUCACUUGAGCUAGUUGCAGAUCUUAGAACACAAUUAUUCUUUAGGUCCAGUUGCAAAAAUUACAUAUAUAUGGCUAGAUGCAAAUUUUGUUUUUAAAACGAUAAGUACUGGGUGUUUUUGAACCAAAGUCUCAAACGAGCAACCAUAUACAAAUCUGCAAAGUCUCUGAUCUAACAACCAUCAAACUUGACACUAAUUAGUACGUUGUGGAAAAAUCCUGUCCUAAACCAUACUAUCUCACAACUUGCUUUCCAUAUGCAUUUCAUACGUAAAUAAAUCUCUAGAGUUAUGCUUCAAAGUUUUAGCUACACAAUUCACCUCAAAUGUUGCCUGUCUGCAAGCCGAAUAUCACACAGAAUUCUCUCUUAUUAGCAGAACAUGAUAUAGUAUUUGCAUUGCAAUACCCUCCUCAGUAAGUAAUCUGGUAUCCAAAUACGGUUUAAAAACACGAGGAGGUCUGUUGAUAUCUCGAUAAUUUUUGACAUUUCCAUCCUUGUUUGGAUGGAUUGUAUUUCCAGGAAAUAAAAUAGUUCUGAAUUUCAUGUGAUUUAAAUUGGAAUUGUGCAUUGUCGGAAAUAAUUAUAUAGUUGGUUAACUUGAGAUUUAUGGAGUUGCUACAAAGAGGCCUUUCUUCCUGGUGUUUUAUUUAAAAGUGUUAUGGAAUUUCCAUCAUACUUGUAGAAUAUCAAAUGUAGCGUACAUUCUAUACAAGUUUAUUCCUAAUGAUUGUGAGAAUGAUGGAUACUUGGUUUGACUGUUGGAAUUAAAAUGUGCCUGUUACAAAUUUAAUUUUAGUGUACAACACAUAUGUUGUAUUUUCAAUUAUUGAAAGAUGGAAUUGUAUUGCU